AUGUUUCUUUAUUUUUUUUUAUUCCUUGCUCUAAUAGGUACUUAUCUAAUACUGAGACCAUUGCUUAUCAUGAUCAAACUAAAAGUGUAAUUCGGUAAGCAAGUUUAUUUUUAUUACAUUCCUAUUUUGGGUGUCAUCUAAAUCUAUAGAUCAUCAGCGAAGAAAGGUAAUCCUCAAUAAUGGGUUAUUGAUAUUAUCACUAAGCAUCCUGAAGUGAAAUUGAUAGUCUCCAAUUCUGUCACUAAGCCUGUAUUCAUCAUAGUUGAUCCUGAAUAUUACAAACCACUCUAUUUAGAUCACCAUCUAUUAGUAAAACAUGAUUAAAGUGGGAUCAAGGAGUAUAUUGUCAUCUUAAACAUUAGUUUUCUUUUAAGCAAGGGUUUAUUGUUUGCAGAAGGCGAAAAGUGGAAGGAAUAAAGAUCUCUACUUGGUGACCAUUUUCUCUUUGAAAAACUCAAGGAAAGAAUCCCAAUGAUGAAUUAAGUAACAAGAGAUGCAAUAAAUAACAAAUAAACUGUAGACUAGGUAUUCUAGUAUAUUUGUUCAAUUACUGGUGGAGUUGUUAUUAGAAGUUUUUUUGGACAAGAAGCAGAAGGUUGGCUUAUAAAUGACAAGCCAGCUUAGAUUGAGUUAGGCGAAAUCUUAAAAUCUUUUGUUCUUGUUAGAUUUAGCAAUUUCUUUAUAUAUUUUAAAUAAAAACUCCUUGGAAUGAAAUCUUGGGAUUAUUUUAUUAAAUUCAAAUAAGAUCUAAACUAAAUUAUUUCAAAGAGAAAAUCCAAAAUUGAAAAAGAAGGUAGAAAAUGGGAAAAUGGAGAUUUUCUGGAUGUUUACUUAAAUAAGUUAUCCAAAUCAAAAGAUACGCAAGAAUCUUAUCAAUAUGAAACUGAAGAUAUUAUUUCUUAAUUUAUUACACUUUUCUUAGCUGGUACUGAAACAACUGGAGCAUUGGUGUCAAAUUCCUUACUUUUUCUUUCAGAAAAUACAUCAUACUUGGAAGAGUUGAGAAAUGAAGCCAAAUCAGCACUUGUUGACGGACAAGUUACUGCUGAUUCUCUAAAAAAAUUAGUUUAAUUGGAAUGCUUCUUAAAAGAAGUUAUGAGACUUAAACCAUCUGUUGUUCAUCCUAUAGUAAGAUAACCUAAAUCUGAUAUUCAAAUCAAAGAUCUUUUUAUCAAAAAAGGCUCCUAUAUUCUUUUAGGCAGCUUUUUGGCUAAUAUCAAUUCAAAUCAUUAUGAAAAACCAUUAGAAUUCAAUCCAAAGAGAUGGUUGCAAUCAAAGCCAAUCUAAAUAGACAAUGGUUUCGUAAACAUUCCUUUUGCUGCUGGAGGCAGAAAUUGCAUAGGAUAACAUAUGGCCAUGAUCGAAGCAAGAAUUAUAUUGGCUCACGUUAUCCUAAAUUAUGAUGUAAUUAAGAACCCAGAAUUAACCAAAGUCAAUUGGUUAUCAAGAGGAAUUUAAACAUAUUUACCUGAUGAUGCUAUACGACUUAAAAAAUUAGAGUGA
Messenger RNA from Paramecium tetraurelia, 1503 nucleotides. RefSeq lists its product as uncharacterized. The transcript has 2 exons. The record is from RefSeq and is a predicted model, not a curated record. Lineage: Eukaryota; Ciliophora; Oligohymenophorea; Peniculida; Parameciidae. Gene Ontology annotation, molecular function: monooxygenase activity; iron ion binding; heme binding.